AUAACUUCAUUACAUCGGGUGAAAUUCACUGUCCACCAACUGGUGAACGUUUUCUCUUAGAUAUUUCUCAAUAUUAUACACCUAUUGACAGAGUUGGAAGACAUCAUCAAGUAAAAGAAGGCAUUGCCGAAGCGGAAGAUGAUACUAUUGACGAUGCAGUCGAUGAUAUGUUAAGUACGGAAGAGAAAAUCAAAAGUGGCAAAGAACUUCAUAUUUGAAUUAUGAUGCCAUACACACCACUUGUGAUCAUGAACUAAUUAACUAACUAACUGAUGAACUCCUAAUCUGUUUGUAGACAGUGCGUGUGUGCAUGUGUACAUAUUGUGUGUUGAUAAAAUACACUAUUUUCUCAAUUA
Messenger RNA from Schistosoma turkestanicum, 356 nucleotides. Lineage: Eukaryota; Metazoa; Platyhelminthes; Trematoda; Strigeidida; Schistosomatidae. The record is from the annotation of a GenBank genome assembly.